Molecule: messenger RNA, 29627 nt
Organism: Podarcis lilfordi (Lilford's wall lizard)
Lineage: Eukaryota; Metazoa; Chordata; Lepidosauria; Squamata; Lacertidae
Source: the annotation of a GenBank genome assembly
ACUCCUCGCUGUACUGCAUCCAGCGCAGACACCAGGGCCCUCCUUCGCUCCCUUCUUCGGGUAACACGAUGCUGCCUCGCUGAGAUGCGCGCCUUCCUCCCGUUGCUAAGCGACCGUCUCCUCUUUCUCACCAGAGGACCUGCAGCAGCGACUGCCCUCACCUCGCCGUCGGCAGCGGGGCUCCCAUUGGCCGCCGGGCACCCGCGUCACGCACUUCAUUCGCCGGUCCGGGCCUCAGCGGCGCGCCCAUUGGGUGCCCUCCCUCUGGCCACGCGGCGUCAUUUUCUCACACCACUCCUCUCGCCCUCCCCUCACCUCCUUUCCCCGCCUUGCCUCGCUCAUUGGCCAGGAACGGAAAGAGGGGCAGGCUCCAGCGCGCCGGCCUCCGAUUGGGCAGGGAGAGCUGCCGCUCACCGGUUUCAAGCGGUAGCUUGGGCGGCGGGGCUAGUUUAAAGGCGCAUCUCCAGCCGCGGCUGCGUCCCAUUCAGGACGAGGAGCUGAGAGACAGCGCGCGGACCCUGCAGAGAACGAGCCAUCGCCGCACACAGGUGGGUGGGAUCUUAUUUCCGUCCGGUGCAUAGGGAGCACCUGCCUGGUUUUGGUGUUAAAUUGAAGCUCUCCCGCCCCGCCUCCUCCAGGACCAGGUGUGCCAACCCAGAAAUCGCAUCUGUGUCUACUCAGAAGUAAGCCCCGCAGAAGUCACCAGGUAAAUUGUGCUUAGGGUUCAGGCGAAGGCUGGAACCCUGCGCGAGCUUAGCUGGGUGUAAGCCCCAUUGCGUUCAGAGGAUCUUACUUCUGAGUAGACCUGAAUAGGCUUGCCACCUAAACUAGGUGCUUGAUUUUUCCAAAGACCAUUAGGUUUUUUAAGGUGGUCAGAUCAAAGUUUAGGGGUACUUGCAAUUCUAGAGCUGGCUGUUUUCUGGGAUGGUGGUGGUAGUAAUAUGUGGCCCCCUGGUUACAUUUAAAAGGAAUAUAAUUGUUCUUGGGCAAGGGUGGGGAACGUUUAGCUUUCCAGAUAUUGGUGAACAGCCCCAGCAGCUGUGGCAGCUGGGCAGGGAUGAUGGGAGUUGCAGAUCAGCAACACCUGGCGGGCCAAAGGUCCCCCACACCUGUUCUCCAGUACUAAAUAAGACCCAGGAUGUCAUCAUGCCCAGUGCUUCUGCUAAAGAGAAUAAUUUUCUACUCAGCAGGCUUGUUUGGGCAGGGAGGCUUGGGAACAUGUCUCUGGUGGGACCUCCUUAUCAUGCCACUGUUCCUCAAGAGAAAGAGCAGUUAAGUUGCCAGGGGUGGCGGUGGUGGUAGAAUUGAGCAAGUGGUGAUUGCAAGGAGCAGCUACCUCUGAUUCCUCACCUGCCCAUUCCCUUAAGGAGGCUCUUCUACCAGGUAAGAGUCUACUUACAUGGAUUUAACCCAGUAAGGUUGCCCAGAGAGAGGCAGUAAGCAAGAGAGAGCAGCUCUGCCAGUUUGAACGCCUUAUCGUCACUUUAGGUGGGGCAGUGGCUGCCCUGCUGGGAGCAGCUGCUUCUGGCUUGCUCACCCACUCUCUCUGGGUGGCCCUACUGAACCCUGUCCACCCUACCUAAUGGGAAAGCAUAGGUGUGGAAGGCCUCUUGCUAGGGCUCUUUGGGGCUGUCUCUCAGAUCUCUCUCUCUCUCUGUUUAGGGGUGGGGCUGAGCCAAAUUUUUUCCACUGCUCCACCCAGAGAGAAAGGGGGUGAGCAAAAGGGAACAGGAGUCUCUCACUGCCUCACUUGCAUCCUUCCUCUGAAGCAAUGCAGAUAUGGCACCUUAUGGCACCUAGACAGGGAGGCUGAACUAGCGGAAAAAACUGAUUGAAUGUAUUUAUUGCCCUUAACUCUCCCUCUCCCCUAUUGUGUUGCCCAGAGAGAGGGAGGUAAGGUGGCAGAGGCAGAAGAAGCCACUCUCUGCUCUUCGUCUGGAUGCUAUGACAAAUCCAAGCCCUGAUCUAGAGUGAGGGGGCAGGCAGGUACCCCUCAAAACCUGUUCUUCAGUUUGCCCAUUUUUGCAGACAAACCAGUGGCAGCUGUUCUCUGGGCGGGAAGAUGGGGCAUUGGUGUUUCAUGUGGCACAGAGCAAGGAAGCAAGUCUCUCAGGGGGCUCACUACUGAAAAUGGUGGCUGUUGCACUUCAACAGCUUUGGGAGGUGGGGGUCUGUACUAAUGUGAGAGCGAGGCUUGGGCCAGUUUCCCCCCCCUAUACUAGCCCAAAGUCAUCCCGUACAACAGCACAACCCCAAAGUACAGAAGUCAGUAAGACAUGGCAAGUCAAAGAAUUGCUUGCUGUUGAACAGUGCAGCCCUCAGUUAUUAUUUUUAUUUCCACUAAGUUCAGUGGGGUUUGCCUCCCCAAAAGUGGGUAUCUGGGAAUGGCAGCUGCAGUUGACUUCUGCAAGGAAGCCACGGGAAACCCAAAAAAUUGCGAGGAAAUCCUUUUCCUGAUGAUCCAGAUAGGCUGCCUUGUUAGAUCUGGAGAUCUUCUGAGAAGUAUUUUUGUUUUGUUUUUCGUUUUGCUAAAAACUGAGCACCAGUUCAUCUCCCAGCCCUCCAGCCACCUCCAGUUGCUGUCUUUGUUGGGUGGUGGGGAACUUGUGUCUCACUAGAGUUUGUGAGCUCUGGAAUAAAAACCAGAACCUCUCAGCUUUUUAAAAUCUGUGUUUGGAAGCUUAUAAUGUCCCACCCAACCAGAAUUAUUUCUACUUUAGGAACCCUGCUUUCUUUCAUUACAAGCCAGCUGCAGCUUCUGAUCAGCCAGACAUUUAAAACCAGAGUAAUUUUAAUUGUAAAAUAGAAAUCUGCCCAGCUGACUUGUUAAUUACUGUAGAGUACAUCUACCAAGUGAGAUUUAGUGAUCGGCUUUCAUUCUAGGAUAGACAGAAGAACUCUAAAGCUGAUAGAUCUUGCUGUCUUAAGAAGUAAAUGGUUUCUAUGAACCUAGUGGGCAUUUCUUGUGUCUGGUCAGACAUAUAACCCUAGAUCCACAUAUAACCCUCAUCCACACUUAAUUUUUGACUCACACUUUCUGGGCACAGGUUUCUGGUUCCCUGGUUUGUGCUAAAUCGUUUUCUUUUUUGCCCGAAGAUUUCUUCAAGAAAACCCAAUCCUUACCGCUGACUUGGAGCAAGAUUCCUAUUUGCUCUGAUUCAGCAGUAAAGCACAGAUUUCUGUGGGGAAAGGGGGAGGGGGGAAAAAACACCAACCCACUUGAAACAGACCUGGAAAGCCCAGACCUUUGCAUAUAAAUGUAGAGCAAAGGUGGAUGAGCUCUCUGUUGCUAGAGCUUUGUGGUGACAUUGAAAUCUACCUUGGCAACCCUACUCUGGGGGUGUAGCCUCGGGACUAGCAGUUCCAUAGGGAAGUCCCUGAACUCUAGCAGAGAGAGAAGUGCAGCUUUAUUGGCUGGAUCAGGUCCUUCUACAGUACUGGUCAUAAACACUGUACUUUCCACAAGUUUUGGACUCCAGCUCCAGCUGAGUCAUCAUGACAUCAUCAUCAGGGAUGAUGGGAAUUGUAGUUCAUAGGAUCUGGCAGGUGCCACACUGAAUGCCUCUCUUCUAUAGCAUUAAAAAUGGCCACGUGUGCUUUCUUCAGUGUGCAUAUUGACCAAGGACCAGAACUGGAUUAGGAGUUGGCAAGUAUGCCUGCUGGUGUUAAAUUGCCCACUUCUGUCUGCAGUUAUCUUCCCUAGGAUUUAUUUUUUUUUUAAUAAAUCCCUGCAUUAAAAAGGGGAGGAAUUGAUCUUGGGGAAAAUACUUCUAGCAGAGAGUCCUCUUUCAGAUAUGUCAGGGGUUUUUUGCUUCUAGGCAUGUUCCAUCUCACAAGUCGCUGCCUGCAAGUCUAAAGUGGUAUAGUCAGACACAGAAUACCACCUCUGCGGUUUGUAAGGACUAAGUAUAAGGAUAAAAUCCUCUACACACAACACAAAAAGUAAGUCCCAUUGAACUUGCUGGGCUUUAAACUAAAAGAGCUUGCUUAAUGAUUCCACGGUCCAUCUUAACAGAUUUUUCCGAGGGAUGUCCAUGGAGACUGGUGCGCAAGGAUAUGCAAAUUUGUGAAGUGUUCCACUUUUGUGUUGGGUUGUGACCUCCUGUUUCCACAGAAUGCCAUAGGGAGGCCAAUAUGUUGUUAAAUUCCUAGGAUCACUGCUAUGCUGAGUUUUAAAGUAAGGGCAGAGCAUUUAUCAGGUGUGGCUUGUUUGUUUUUUUCAAAAAAUUGAUUGGCUUCAUCUAGUUACAGCAAAGUCUCUGAUCACAGUGGAAAGAGUUCUAUCGCUACCAAUUAAAUCCGUGGGUCUGCGUAGUUGUGGUUGCGUCAUGCACCCUGUUGCUCUUCUUCUUUGGACACUGAUCUUUACUAGACAGAGUAGGUGAUGUCAUUGUCAUUUUUUUAAUGGAUUUUGUGCUCAGUGUACCUCCAGUUUUCAGGAGGUACCUGCCCAUUUAAUCUUUCUGUUUUUGUUUUUUUUUAAAUAAUAUUUAUUAAAGUUUCACAGGAAAAACAAAUAAAAAAAACCACAUUAGUAAAGAAAAAGUUAACAAUAAAAAGAAAAAAUACAAAGUAAAAAGAAAAAACAAUUUAACAAUUUCAUCUUUCUUGCUUCUUUUGCGUUCUUAUUUCAGGACCUCUCUUACCUCCCUCUGUAUUCUAAUUAAAUAUGUUAUUAACAAUUCUUCCUCCUUUUAAUCCUGGUCUUUAAUCUUGAUAUAAUAACAUUACAUUUACAUAUUAAAAACCAAUUUUUCCAUAAUAUUUUUGUGCCUGUACAGCUAAAAAUGAUUCAAUCAUCAUUCUAACAUUCAUUAAUUUUGCAAUAUUUCUGUAAAUAGUCUUUAGAUUACUUCCAAUCUUCUUCACCGACUCUUCUCCUGGUGCGGAUUCAUGAUCAUUUCAGCAAUUCCACAUGGUCAUGUUUAUUCAUGUUCUCAGGUGUGAGUAGAUCUUGUGUCUUCAAUACUUUGCAAUGGUAUUCUUGCUGCUGUUGUAGCAUACAUAAAGAAAGUUCUGUCCUUUUUAACACAGAGUUGACUAUGCCCAGGAGGAGAAAGGAGCUCUGAUUUCUUCAAGAGGCAUAUUUAAGUGCCUUUUUGGAUUCAUUAUAUAUCAUCUACAAGAAGCCAAAUAUUUUGGGCGUCCACCAAGGUGAAAAAAUGCCUUCAGUUUCUUUGUUUAGCUAUUUAAUCUUUCUGUACCAUGUAGUCUGUUUUUUGACUGAUCAUCUAGCAUGCCUUAGUAUUUCAUCAUGAUUUCAUUGUAUUGUUUGGUUUUGAAAGCCCGAGGCAUUCUUGUAUCAGCCUCUGAAGUACAUUGGGACAGCAAGUGCCUCUUGAGAUUUUCCCCCUGAGGGUAGCCUGCCUGUAGGACAAGAAGGAAAAUGGAUGCUGUGUUGUGCCUAGUAGAUUUAUUCUGGCAUAAACCUGAAACUUCAAGAGGCUUUCUAGCUUUGAGGAUGAUGCUUUUUUUUUGUCUUUCCAUGUAAUUUUUUUCUUGCUAAAAUUUGUGUUUUGCUGCAGCUGGCAGCUCAGAAAUUGAAAGUUUCUCUUCUGAAAAUGCUUCUCUUAAUGUGUCCUCAUUCUCUCCUCCUCCCCCCCCCCCCUUUCCCUGAGAUGACUAGAGAAAUUGGACUGCAUACAGUUCUUCCUUGUUUGGCUCAGAAGUAUUCUGCUGCUGCCUAAAAACGUGAGCUGCAAGUAGAUGAAAAUGCCUCUCUGAAUUGUUUCAGGUCUGGCAGCAGGGAGGUUUUGUAAGAGCCUCGCUUUCAUAGGGUUGGAUUUCCCCGUGUGGGCUCCUGACGCCUCUGGGUGAAGAAGUGGGGGAAACCAGUAAAAAAUAAGCUGCAGGACAUGUCCACUCGCCUGAGGCUGCCAUUGCUGCUGUAAGCCAGGCUCAAACUAUGAGCAAUGUAGUCUGACAACAUAGCAAUGCAGGUUGUGGACAGUGACUACCCCAGGCUGGGGUGGAGCUUUCCCAACUCUCAUGAAGAAAAGGAAACGAUGGCUGCUUAGGCUUUCAGAUUCUACAUCUGGGGGAGAGAAGGUCUUGCCAGGUUUGCUCGUAGAUAUAUAGUGACCCUUGUGGUUGUGAGACAGUGACGCCUUGUGGCUGUUUUUAGUGCUAGAUUUUGAGAUGUACAAAAUCUUUGAACACCAAGUACUUCUGGAGCAGCAGAGCUUACAGUAAGUUAGCAAAUGAUGACUAAUGGCCCUUCACAGUUGUUAAUGAUUUUUAUGGUUAUGUGAACAGAAGUGGACAUUAGGAAGAACUUCCUGACAGUAAGAGCUGUUCGACAGUGGAAUUUGCUGCCAAGGAGUGUGGUGGAGUCUCCUUCUUUGGAGGUCUUUAAGCAGAGGCUUGACAACCAUAUGUCAGGAGUGCUCUGAUGGUGUAUCCUGCUUGGCAGGGGGUUGGACUCGAUGGCCCUUGUGGUCUCUUCCAACUCUAUGAUUCUAUGAUUCUAUGACUUGUCUGCUCUCUCUUGUCCAGGCCUUUAGCAUACUUGAAAGAUGCAUGUGAGCAUUUUCUGGGCACUUGGUAGCUAUGUCAACAGCUUGUGCAUACUGUUUACCAACUUGUGGCAAUCUCAAGUCAUGUGCUAGUUUUGCUUUGGCCUGAUUAUUCUAUUUCCAUUCCUUUUAUUUAUUUUAAACAUUUCCUUUCUUAACUGUUCCCUGGUGUAACUGAUGCUUGAAGUGGCUCUACAAUGCAUUCUAAGCAUUUAUGGGAUAAGUAGAAAAGCAAAAUGCUGCAUUCGACGGUGGAGGGACGGGGCAGGACACUACAGCUUGGGAACAAACUUCUUUAGGCUUUCCCAUGUGUCUGAUGGGCAUAUGAAUUGGGUAUCAUUAGAACAAGCCUGUAGAAGAAAUUCCUGGCGGAUGAGGGGCGGGGGGAGAGAUGCAAGCUGGGAGUAGGAGACAAAAGAAAUAUUCACAGCCCAAAGCUCAACCUACCCCUGUUGUGUUGGCUGGAAUUGAUGGGUUGUAGUCCAAAGCAUAUAUGGAACGCACCAGGCUGGGCAAGGAUAAACCUUAGCCACUCGCUAAAAGUUCUUCCAUAGUAUCUUGGUGAGGAUGUCGCUAGGGCACUGCUUCCUAUCGCAGUGGAUUCACUGCCUGAGCCACACUCAACCUUUUUAUUACAAGUUGCUGUGAUUGGAAGACAAAGUGAAUACAAGGGUGGUGGCCCAUAGCCCCAAACCUUUUUGUGGAAAAGACGCAUGCCUGAACAUGGUGUUUUAAAAUUGCUGUAACAUGCCCUGAGACCGUAUGAUUAAAGGCAAUAAUAAAAUUUAUCAAUUAAAUUAUUAACAGGAUUACUAUGCUUACAGAGUCAUCAACAACCUCUAGCUAGGCUAUUUACAUGAAACAGUGCAUUAAGCUUCUACAACGAUGUUUGGUUCUUGCCAAAGAUGGGAAGGGAAAAUUGCAUAAUUCUUUUACACAUACAUAUUCCUUUCCUUAAAACCCCAACCACAGAAUAUGUACUAGAUGUUCUGAUUGGCAUAGUAUAAGUAGAUUAAGUCAAUUGCUUAAUGAUUUCCUGGAAAGGAAAUUUGCAGAAUUCAGGCUGUUGCUCAUAUAUCAGUUUCAAUCUUCUAAUUGCUCAUGGUAAUACAUUUUUUUAAAGGUGUUCUAAAGUGACCCUUCUACAAGUAGGAUAUUUCACAGUCAUCUCGCCUUAUUACUGCAAAGCAGCAAGCUUACAAAACAAAGCUCUGCACAUCGGUCACCUCUAUUGAAAUUCAUCCCUCUUUAGCCAGCUAUGUAGCUUGAAAGAAUCCCCAUUUAUUUCAUAAAGUGACCUCUCAGGAAUUAUAAUUUCAGCCACAGCUCAAGUAAUAAUGAAGGACCAACCACAUCUGCUAUUGGGUCCCUGAAGCACAGAUUCACACAAAGCAGCAAAACGUCCUUGCAGGUUAUUAACAGGAUUUUAUUUUAAGUGCAUAUGCAGAACAAAGGUACAGGGCGAUAAGUAUGCAACCUGCACACCCAGUCAGGGUGCGCCCCCUUUAUAUAGAUUUGCAGAAUAGAAUACCACCUGAUCUCUUGUAAGCCACCUGAUUUCUUGUAAACUGAAAGUUAUGGCAACUUCCUAUGUCCUUACAUGGGCUUGCCCCCCUUUCUUCCUGCACCAGCCUUUCCACGCCAUGAACCUCGACACGUGUUCAAAUGUAAAACAUGUGAUUUAUACUAGUAGCAAUAAAAUGGGGCUUUGUCUCCUGCAUUACCCUCCUCCCUUUCAACUCGCCUCCUUGUCUUCAGUCUGGGGCCAGAAUAACACACAUUCAACCUUGCUCUUAACUUUCUCACCGCCUAGGCCUAGACAUUCCAACGAGAGGCCCAUUUGCACUGUAACAUUUAAGCAUGUCCUUCUGGUUGGUGUAGAAACCUCCCCUUUUGGGAUAAUAAUAGAACAAUUAUAUUGUAAUAUGCCCCUUCUAUAAAUCUGUAGGUCUGCCAAACGGAAAUCAGAUUUUUAAAAAUAUUUUAAUAUUUUUCAUGUAAUUUUACAGGGAGAAACCUGUGCCCGCCUCAAGUGGGACUUCCAACUCCCAACAUCCAUGGCUCAUGGAUGAUGGAAGCGGCAAUAGUCCUGUUGCAACCCUCCCUAGGGCCUUUUGAUGAAAGGCCAGUAUGACAUAUUCUAGAUAAAUAACUGGAGUCGCGGGUUCCCCAUCCCUGCUCUGCUGCCAUGCUCCCGCUUAAUACUGAGGUCAAGAAACUUCAGCGGCAGGGGUGUGUUUGUGAUACGUCUGAAUAUGGCAAACAUAGUGGCAGGGGGUUGUGUGCGUGCUUGUUUCUUUGAAUACACAGUAGGAGUUCUAGCUCAGCUCAUGGCAAAGUAACUAAAGGCGGCUGUCCUUCACAAGACACCAUUUUUUAUGUUCCAGUACACGCAGAGGAGGCGCUGCCUACAUUUUGAGGUGCCGAUCCGGGUUUGCCCUGCGUCACGUGUGAAAGGUCCCCGUGCGCGACCUCGGAGGCAGGGACUUCCCCUCCCUCCUUCCCACGUAUUCCCUGUGUGCUGGUUUCGUAUCGUCCUCGGCAGCCGCCGCCGCCCGCCUACACAUCCGUGCGCCGCUUCUCAGAAGCGAACGCCUAGUAGUAGCCCCAGGAAAAGGCGGCGGCGACUCGGGCUCCUCCGUUGCCUUCGCUCGGCGGAGUGAGGGGGCGCGCGAGCGCAGAACGCCCUCGAGCCAGGCAGGGGCGUGGCUUGCUCAGGCGCGUCAGAAUGAAGGGGGAAGUGGGCGCGGCGUUUUCAAGGUGACAGCGGCAGGUUGGAGCCAGAGGGCCCGCCACGAGGAGCGCAUGCGCGCUGGGCCGACCCGGUGCCGUCCGGAGCCGGUGAUGGGGUUUCACUGCGUGUGAGUGAAGCGCGGCUGGGGGGGGGGGGGGAAGGGGCGAACCGCGCCGGCCUUGACCUCGGUGAGGACGCGGAAGCUUCUGCCCCGGUGUUUCCUGAGAGAUGUGGUGGUGGGGACUUUCAUCUGGGUGGCUUAUCUGAGGGAAGUGCGGCCGCUCUGCCUGACAGGGAAACUGAGGCCUCAGUUGCGAAUUGAAGCUAUUAUCUGGCUACUUGAGGCCUAGGGGUGAGGUGGAGUGGGGGUCAUAAGGAAAAUGGGACCUGCCACUGCCCUUUCAGUUAUACGGGUGGGAGGGUGCUCUGACUGCCUGACAGGGAAACUGAGGCAAAGGGUCCCUUACCAUGGAAGUGGAGUUACAGAGCUCUCUGGGAUAAUUCAGGGUGGGUGUGGGUGGGGAGAGGCUUCUUUCCUUCCCGAUUCCCCUUUCUGCCUUGUCUAGUUGGGCCAUUGAUCCGCCCAGCUCAGUGUUUUCCUGCACUGACUGGCAACAGCGCUCUUGGGGUUCAGCUGGGUGCAGCGGGUUGGACUAGAUGAUCCUUGCGGUCCCUUCCAACUCUGCACUGGAGACCUUAAGCAUGUGACAUGCUGCCAAGCUUUUUGCUCCCCCUCCCCACAAAAAAAAAGCCUCACGGUGUGCUUGUGUGUGUGUGUGUUUACUUGGAAGCAAUCCCCACUGUGUUCGUGUUUUCAUUGUGCCUGUUACCUGCCCUUCUCUGGUUUUAGCAGCCAACUGACAUUUGAUUGGAGGAGAUUUCCUUCGCAGUGGAAGAAGGGUUCACCAGUUGUAUUUCUGUCAUGUAUGCACAGGUAUCCUUCCAGUAACAUAGAUAGCCACAUUUUUCUUUUUUAAACAUAACAUACGUGGCAAAUGACUGCCACACUUCUGUGCUUUCUGCCAUAAUUGUGGCGUUGCUAGGGCUUGUUGUAUCUGGAUAUGAAACUUGAUGAUCCAGGCAGGCUUCUGGUAUUUAGGGCUAUGAUGUGGAUAGUUGAAUGAUCUGCUGCUUGUGUGGGCUUCAGAUUUUAUUUUUAUAUUUGUUUGUUUCGUAACAAAAUAUUAUCUGAAGUGACUCAGGAUAGUAGAGAUAAUUGAUAUAAACAGUUGUUUUCCAAUUAGAUUUUCGGUUUGUGAAGGGAUUUGUUUCGUCUUUUGCAACAUAGCUCCAAUGCAGUCGUUUGCCCCCUAAGAGACCCAAACCACUGAUAAAGGGAUUCUUGUGUAUACAUAUUGAAGCAGGCAGUGAGUGCGACUCACUGUUUUUUCCUGCAGGACACACCAGUGAAGCAGAUUUGCUGUGAUACUACCAGUCUGAAACUCAGACACACUUUUUCAGUGGUCAUAUGGCACUGAGGAACAUGUAGUGUUAACUUCGGCAGUGUGAUAUCUGGCAGUUGCCAAUUGUCAAUCCUCGUUCCUGGAGAGGCUGUCAAACUGUUGUUUUGGGUCCUUAGUCAGCAGAGCAUUGUAUAAACUUUCUAAGAGUGAGUAGAUUGUUUUGUCUGAUAGUUGCUAUUUUCUGUGGGUUGGAGGUAAGCAGCACAAAAAGAAUGGAGAGCUGGUAAGAUUAAGACCAUGUCAAACCAAGACAAGCACAAAUCAGGUAAAUUUAGUAGGCAUCAUUCUGCCUUUUGCCCAAUGGAGACUCGCUUGGGAGGAGCAUACACCUCCCUAGCAAGGGCUGUGUUUAAAAGCCAUCACCAAUCUUCUCAGAGAUUGGUGCCAAUGGAGGGCUGUAGCAAAGGGCUGUCUUGGAGUACUGCUGGUUGUAGGUGAGCAACUGAUUGGAUGGCUGAGAUGGUUUCUGUGUUGUGUUUUUGUUCUGCAGGAUGUUGGGCAUUCUCAAAUUACUAGUUUUUAGUUAAAGAAUGCAUGAGUCAGGAAGAGUUUCAAUCUUCUUUUCAGAUGGAGAAAGAAACCAGGUUUUGCUGCAUUAUUGGGCAUUUUUAUUACUGGUGGGGUGAUUUGAUGACAUUAAUUUCAACCAUUUCAACCAUUCUACAAUGGUACAUUUUCAUAAUGGAUAUGAGGAAUGGUUUGGCAAACUACUGGCCAAGAAGAAGCUGAUACUGCAGGCAAAUGACUGCUAUCUUUGUGGAUGUUCAGAGUCAUGACUCCAUAUUACUUUGUUUUCUUCUUAAGUUGUCAUUGAUUAUGAAGGUUGUUUUUUCAACAACUCCGUUUUCCACAACUGGGGCUUGACUUAACUCAGAUGGUUAGAGUGUGGUGCUGACGUGUAGGUAGCAGGCCCUGCCCUGCUCUUGUUUCCCAGCAAUUAAUUUUCAGAGAGAUACUGCCUUUGAAUCUGGAGGUUCCACUUAGCUUUGUCAGUUGAUCUGUUAAACUCAUUUUCUAAAAACCAUUGAACACAAAAAUUCAAACAGCUAGGCUGAGCUUCAUUGUAGCAUAAGUGGUCCCCAGCACACUGGACCCAGUGCAAUGAAAUUUUGUAUAAACUAUUGGGCUGUGAAAGCAAACAUAGAAACCUUGUAUGUGGUAUGUUUAUCCCCAUGAUCCAUCAGCAAGUAACAAGCUGUUUGGGCCAAUAAUCAUUGAUUAGACUGACCUCUAUAAAAUUUGUCUAAUCUCUGAAUUUAAAAUCAAAACCAUAGGAUUGUAGAGUUGGAAGGGAUCCUGGGAAUCAUCUAGUCCAGCCCCUUGCAAUGCAGGAAUACGCAGGUGGCCUGUAUGGGGAUCGAACCCACAACCAUGAUUCUUUUUUAGAAAACUCAUGGCCACAUCUUGUUGCAGCAAAUUCUGUAAGUUAUGUACUGCGUGGAUCAGUUCUUCCUUCUGCCAGUCUUGAAUUAACAGUAGGAAUUAACAGUUAUUAGGUUCCAAAUAGUAUUAAAAAGUUAUUAUGACAAAGAAGUUAUUACCCUAAUAUUCAAUAUUUUAAAAGACAUACUUAAAAAUCUGAAAACUAGUCAAAACAAUAAUAUAAGACUAUUAAAUCUGCAAGAAUUAAUUCAAUAACACAGAUUUUUCCUUCUGGCGUUCCUAUUCCCAAGUCUCCAUACUUCAUUUGCAAAGUGGUGCGAGCUGUGUGUGGUGUCCCAUACAACUAGGGUGUGCAUUUGAAUGUUCCAAGCACGUGCUACAAAUUUCUGCACCAUUGUAUGCAUGUUGGAUGAGGCAGAUGGGCACUGGGACAGAGUUGGUGUUCCUCUUGUGGGUUCCAGUCUGCAGAACAAUCACUGUCCACAGAAGGGGAGCCCCAGAAGUCAUGCAGGGUAAAGAGUUCUACCCAUUACUUUCAGCUGCCUACCUGCCUCUUCGCUUUAUCUUUGUUAGGAUUUCUAUUGCCGUAAGGAAUUUACAUGAUCUACCCACUUGAAAUAAAGUUCUCUUCAUUCCAAUACCGCAUUGGAUGAUACGCCUUUUGUCUCCUAUCCAUUUGGCAGUUCUUUGAAGUUUGCAUUUCAUACAGGAUGUUCCAUGUUUGUAGAUAAAGAUCAUGUCUGGAUUUGCCAUUCAAAAUAAUUACGCAAGACUACUGGUACAUGUUGCUUUACUCCUUCAGAAUCUCUUUGGUGUCCAGUAAAAAGAUCUGUACAUGCUGAAUGUCCCCAAUUCACCCCCAGUCUGUGAAUGAAUGACUUUCUUCAGUGGUUGGACUGGGGGUGGGGGUAGGGAAACCCUUUUUGAGACCUUGGAAAGCCUCUGUCAGUUGGAGUGGUCCAGGGAUAGGGAAGCUCUGGUUCACUAACUGAAGUUGGAUUACAACUCCCAUGGAUGGUCAUGGGUUCCCUAUCCCUGGAGUAUACUUUUCUAGGUAAAUGGAACAGUGGUCUCACUCAGUUUAGGUCAACUUCAUAUGGAAUAUUCUUGGCAUUUUUCCUCUGCCUCCAAGCUUCGCAGUUGGGAAAGAACAAAAUACAUGCUCAUGCAGAUACCAUAUGAUUUUCAGUUGCUGUUCAAAUCUGAAAGGCUGCUCCACAGUUCAUUACAAAGGGAUGGGUUUAUACAGUAUUACUUUUAGGGAGCAGCUGCAAGCCUUUAUUCCCCUCCCCUUUCUGCAACAGUCAGAUUGCUGUUUUUUCUUCAUUUGGCGGGUUAACUGCCAGUAGAUGGUAUAAUGAGGUUAACCAAGAUUCUAUUCUAUGUAACACAGAGACAAGAGGACCCUGGUGGUGCAGUGUUUUUUAAAACACUGACUAGAAAGGCAUGGCCUCAUUGCUGCGGUUGGAAUGUCUGUGGUUAUGGGGCUGUACACAGUGUUGUUCCCCACUAGAAGACUACUUACUUGUCUAAAUUGGUUUGGGAGUGUCUGACGUAAGAUAUCUUCUCAAUCUGAAUAGUACAGUUGCAAAUACAGACUUGUAGUGUGAGCUAAUAAUGCCCUAUAUAUCAGCUGGACAGCAGAGGUUGGGAUAAAAUAGCUCUGCUCCAGUUCUACAUACAUGGCAAUUUGUUAAAAUGUGCUUGGGAUAGCAGCUGUAGCCCUGGUCUCUUUAAAAUCAGUGAUUGGUGUGGGCAGAAUUGCAGCUGUGCAGACUAUAGUGUAACUGUCAGAUUCCUCUCCUGCUCCCAAGUAGCUUUUCCUACUUUGAACACUCUGCCAGGUGUCUUUCCUGCUUUGAGGGGUUGGACUAGAUGACCUUUGGAUUCACUUCUAAUUCUGUUAUUCUGUGUACCUGCUUUUAUGACCAUUGCCCUAUUAGUUGUUGGACUGCUUGUGAGUCAAAAUAUUUUAUCAAAACAUUUAAUCUCCAGCCCUUGUGCUUUCAGUAAGCCUCAAUGAAUGCAUUGGUACUUGAAUCUAAGUAAGCAUGCACAGGAUCAAGCUUUGCUCACUCUAUUCAAAUAAGCACUAUUAACUUCUUUUCUUUCAGCUGUACCACCAUGCCUGGAUCUCUUCCUGUGAAUGCUGAAGCCUGCUGGCCAAAAGAUGUGGGAAUAGUUGCUUUGGAGAUCUACUUCCCUUCCCAAUAUGUUGACCAGGCAGAGUUAGAGAAGUUUGAUGGCGUGGAUGCAGGGAAAUACACCAUUGGCUUGGGUCAGUCCAAGAUGGGCUUCUGCUCGGAUAGGGAGGAUAUCAAUUCACUUUGCCUCACUGCAGUCCAGAAGCUUAUGGAAAGGAACAGUCUCUCCUACAACUGCAUUGGGAGACUUGAAGUUGGAACGGAGACGAUCAUUGACAAGUCCAAAUCAGUAAAGACUGUCCUGAUGCAGCUUUUUGAAGAAUCUGGCAACACAGACGUGGAAGGCAUUGACACAACCAAUGCAUGCUAUGGUGGCACUGCUGCACUCUUCAAUGCUAUCAACUGGGUUGAAUCCAGUUCCUGGGACGGUAAGUUUGACAUCUCAAGCAAGCAGUGUUUCUUAGAAUUUGCCAAAAAAAGGAAAGGAAAGGAAAGGAAGAAAGAAAGAAAGAAAGAAAGAAAGAAAGAAAGAAAGAAAGAAAGAAAGAAAGAAAGAAAGACAAGGCAUGCAGAGAUAUGGAAUUUAAAUGUUAUUAAAUGUAAUCCUGUAAAUAAUAGUCACUUCAGGACUAUGAAGUCCUGGCUGUCAUGUUCUUGUGAUUUCAGGAGGGCUUGAUAAAAGCUAAUUCCUAGUCCAUUAUGCUCAUUCAUGCUUAGUGAAUAUUACAAGAGGAAACCAUAUUAGUGUUCAGAAGUAAAAAAAAGGCCGAGGGCAGUGAUCCUUUGCAAAUACCAAGCAGGGGAGUAAGAUUUAGCAGGAAUACAAUUGGCCUGUGAAAAUGAGCCCAUAUCCCACUAAACCUAUUAAUAGUUUCUUGUACUGAGCCAGCACUUCACUCAUCUGUACUGAUCAUACUAUUGGUUGCAAUGCAAACUAGCUGGUGGAAUCAGGUUGGAUAACAUACUUUGAAUCAGUGACUGUAGCAUUCAAUGCUUAUGCUAAUUGGAACCUUUCCCCUCCUCUUUCCAAACUUUCUGGUGACUCCUAAGCUGCCCAUCUGCAAUUGCCCUCAAUUUUGUUCCUUGCUCAGAAAUGAUCUGCUUAACAGGAUGUUUGUAUGACAAAUAGAAUUGUGUGAGAAGAACUUUGUAUGCAUUAAGUAUUGUACAUGUUAAUUGGUGGCUGUGGGAGUUUAAGAUUGACUUCUUGUAAUCUUUUCCCCAGUGACCACGCAGCCCAAUUCUCUGCAUAUUUACUUUGAAUUCUGUAGGGCUUACUGUUAAGGGAUUUGCUUCCAAGUGCAUGUAUAUAUAGCAUUGCAGUCAAUGUAGUCAGCAGUUGCCUCAGCUAAAAAUGACUUUUAUGCAGCCUUUUUACAGCAUUUGUUUGUGUUUUUCAGGGCGUUAUGCACUUGUUGUUGCUGGAGACAUAGCAGUGUAUGCCACUGGAAAUGCCAGGCCAACUGGAGGAGCCGGUGCUGUUGCUAUGCUUGUGGGACCAAAUGCACCUCUUAUUUUUGAGAGAGGUUAGUUUUCUCUUGCAGACUAAAUAUUAUUCAUAGAGCAGAUUCCAGCAGUAUUUUAGUUCAAAUGAACAGCUUAUACAAGCAUUCUUCACUUGUGAAAUGCCACAAGAGCAAGCUAGUGCUAGAUCGCCUUUUCCUAGAUUGCGAACUAUGUUGGUUUGCCCUUAUGAGGAAAAUUAAGCAAUUUUCCAGAUCACAGAAUGAAAGCCAUAAACCUGCAUGUGUUCACUCCUCUGCAGCUCACAUGAGUAGACUGCUUAUGUGAGCAGUAAUCUCUGCAAGUGAGCUGCCUGGAACAUCAGCCUGUUAAAAUAUUAACAAAUAGCUAUCUGUACUGCUCGGCAUUUAGUAUUCUAGUAUUCUUUUUCCUGAUCACAUUGGGAAGUGGAAUAACUUUUCUGUUCACCACCACCUCCCACAUCCACCAGAUUAAUCUUUGGUUGUACAAAGUGCAUCUUAUUUUUUUAUUAUGAUUUAUUGAAUUUAUAUACUGCCCUAUGUCCAGAGGUAUCAGGGUGGUUCACAGAAUAAAAUCAAAAUAUAAAACCACAACCUAAUCAAAAUAAAAACAACAACACAGUAUACCCCCCCCCAAAAAACCCCCACAUUUUAAAAGGGAUGUCAGUCAUGUUUUGAGGUAAGAAGAGUACCUUAUUAAUGGACUUCACUGCAGCAUCUCUUUCAAAUCUGGCUUCUUUUCCCUAGGAUUGCGAGGGACCCACAUGCAGCAUGCCUAUGAUUUCUAUAAGCCUGAUAUGGUAUCUGAGUAUCCUGUGGUUGAUGGGAAACUGUCCAUACAAUGCUACCUCAGUGCAUUAGAUCGCUGCUACACUGUCUAUCGCAAAAAAAUCCAUGCUCAGUGGCAGAAAGGUAUGUCUUGCUAGAAAGUACCAUUGCAGAAUCAAGGUGUUUCUUUCCCCCCUAUUUUCUUGGAUCCUGUCCUCUUCCACAGAAUUUGGAAAACUGUCACAGACUUAAAAAUCAUUCUGCCAGUUAUGGCAAACGACUGCACAGAAUUCUGCUGCUGGUUCAGGAGAGCAGUGUAUCCCAAAUUUAGUUGGGAUUUUAAAUAAAAGGUGGUAUAAAACGAAUUUCAUAUUGCAGAAAUAAGAAUACACAAAUGUUAAAACUUGUCGCCUGAUCUUUUGCUUGUUUACUUGGAAAUAAGCUUUACUGUGUUCAGUAGUUCUUUCUCCCAAGUAAGUGUACAUAGGACUUAGGCAGAAUAGCAUCCAUGUCCUGUUUCUUUUUUUAUUUCAGAGGGAGUUGACAAAGACUUCACCCUGAAUGACUUCGGUUUCAUGAUCUUUCACUCUCCAUACUGCAAACUUGUACAGAAAUCUGUAGCUCGUCUGUUGCUGAAUGACUUUCUGAAUGAUCAGACACCCACAAAAGAAAAUGGCAUCUAUAGUGGCCUGGAAGCUUUUAGGUAAAUAAAAAAAUUCUUCAGUACAAGAGAGACAUUACGAAGCAUCCAUAAACUUGUAUCUGGAAAUAGUUCUAUAGCUGACAUUGAUCUAUUUUAUGUAUGAUAUUUUUUAUACAGCUCUUAAAAUUUAAGGGAGUGGAUCUGGAAUGCCCUUUCAUAGCUGCCUGAAACUUUGUCUUGAUAAGGUUCAUCCUAUGCAAAGAUUUCUUGGAAAAAAUUAGGUGGAAAAGAACAUAUCACUAGGUUGAUUUUUUAACAAUAGUCAACAAACUGAGAGCAAUUAGCUUGAUUUUAAUAUGUGAAGAUAGCCUGGGGAACCCAAAGAGGAUAAGGUUAUUCUACGGUGUAGCUUAAUCCUAAUCACCAUUACUUGGAAGUAAGUCCAUGUGUGGAAUUUACUUCUUAGUAAGUGACUCUCUUUUGCUAUCUUAUUCUGUUGCAGCAAAUGCACAAUCAAGGCUAACACAUUUCUUGGCCUUGUUUGGAUGAUUGUAUAAUAAGCUGAUAGGCGAAUGGGGCUUUCAUUUACACACACAACUAUUUCUCUCCCCCCUUCUCCAUAUGACUGAAUGCAUUGUGGAAAGUCUGCAAAACCAGUGUUUCCAUUUUGGACCAAACAUGGGGAAUCCCUGGAUACUGGCUGCAAGACAAGCUAGCAUUUUAAAAACAUGGUUUAAAGUUUAAGAUCCCAGCUUCUUCUCAAAGGAUAUUGAAGAGCUAGAAAAGGUGUUAGAAAGGGUCAACCAAACUGAACAAGGGACUGAAACAUCUCUUCUGUGAAGAAAAGUUGCAACCUUUGAAGCUUCUUAGUUUAGGGAAAAGGUCAGUAAGGGUGGGGCAAACAUGAAAGAGGUGUGUAGAGUUAUGUAUGGUAUGGAGAAAGCAAAUACUGCUUUCAUAACACACAAUGAUCCUGAAGUUUGUAAGAUACAAGGCAAGCAGAAGGAAGAACUCUUCACAUAGCACAUAGCACAUUGGCUUGCUCCCAACUUGGAAGUCUUUAAAGGGGAUUAGACAAACUGAUGAUAGGACAAGGCUGUCAGCGGCUAUGUUACCUUCAGGAUCUGAAGCAAUAUGCCUCUGAAUACCAGUUGCUGGGGAUUGUGAACAGAAGAGGGCUAUUGCACUCAUGCCCUGUUUUGUAGGCUUCCCACAGGCAUCUGGCGGGCCAUUUGAGAACAGAAUACAGUGGUGCCUCGUAAGACGAAAUUAAUCCGUUGCGCGAGUCUCUUCGUCUUGCAGUUUUUUCGUCUUGCGAAGCACGGCUAUUAGCGGCUGUUAGCGGCUUAGGGGCUAUUAACGGCUUAGCGGCUUUAAGAAAAAGGAAACAAACUCGCAAGAACUCGCAAGACGUUUUGUCUUGCGAAGCAAGCCCAUAGGGAAAUUCGUCUUGCGGAACGACUCAAAAAACGCAAAACCCUUUCGUCUAGCGAGUUUUUCGUCUUGCGAGGCAUUCGUCUUGCGGGGCACCACUGUACGGGAUCAGAUGGGCCAUCAGCCUGAUCCAGUAGGUGUCUCUUAAUGUUCAAAGGUUGUAACCAAAGUUUCUGGUUUAGAAAAAAAAAUGGAAACAAUGGUUUUAUAGACUUUUACAUUGCACUGAGGCACAUUGAGAACAGAAGGAGAGGAGCAGCUCCUUCACUAUUGCCUGAACACGGCCAAUGUGAAAGUUAGUAUUGGAACUAAAUAUUGCAGUGUGUGACAUCAAGUUAAAAUUGUGCAUGUUCUUCAGUAUAAUAAAUUGGCUAUAUCAAAUUGAAAUAGGCAUGACUGAAGGAAAAGUGAUGUCUUGUGUAGCACAAUCUGGGUGCCUUAAAAAAACAACAACCCAGGAUAACUUUAGAAAUUAAAUAGAGCAGAUGUGGCAUGUUUAUAGGUUUCAUAGCCUUCUGCUCUAGUAGUCUUUCAAGUUACUAGUUUUUCUUCUAAAUGCUCCCCUUGCUAUCUUCAGAGAUGUAAAACUAGAAGACACCUACUUUGACCGUGAUGUGGAAAAAGCUUUUAUGAAGGCCAGUGCUGAAAUUUUCAAUCAGAAAACCAAAGCUUCCUUGCUUGUAUCCAAUCAGAAUGGAAAUAUGUACACGCCUUCUGUCUAUGGCUGCCUUGCUUCUAUCCUAGCACAGUAAGUAUGAAGGAAGGAUCUGAAGCUGGGUUUGAGGUGUUUGUAUAAUUAUCUGACUGACGUUGGGUAUCAGAUUCCUAAAGGACUGGCUUGCUUUAGGCAAUGGCUCAGCUCCACAUUCUUCCUGUGAAUUAGUAAAAAGCAGAGUGCCUUUGAGCAUGCACAGGGUGCCUUCCCUUCUUCACUGACCAACUUUAACACCACACUUCAGAAGGAAAUUAUUCCCAGAUAUGAGUGCAACUACCAAGCAGUGCUGAACCUUGCUGCUUCUUGUCUUUUAAAACUAAUUAAACACUAUCUAAAGGUGAUGUACAAAGUUGUUGAAAAGUCUGUGACAAUUGUAACCGUAUAUUUGAGCUGAAUGACAAAAUUUAAAGCACGAAGGUGACUUAAUUGUAGAUUAAAACUUCUCCAACAAUAUAGGUGGCAACUACCUAUAUUGGGCAGACAGCAGUAGGAACUGUGGCUACUAAGCUGCUUCAUGAACAAUCUUAAGUUCGCAGAAUAUCUGUGUGCUUUUGAUAGGACACACUCCACGCUUCAUGAACAAUCUUAAGUUCGCAGAAUAUCUGUGUGCUUUUGAUAAGACACACUCCACGCUGCUGUUGCUGCUUCAAACAAACCAAGACUAGCACACCUGUUUUAUCAACAUCUGUGUAUCUUUGUAGCCAGAUUCUGCAUUUCCUUAGUAUUCACAUGUACCAGAAGUUACUUGGCAUAACUCACUUGUGCAAGUCCAGGCUUUGCAGCUGAAGAAAGAGGGAAGAGUCUGAACACUGGUAAUCUUUGACUUGAGGCAGAACCAAUAGCCUUCAGCUAAACUCCUAUAUGUUUGAAGAUAAUUACAUGGCCAGUGGUUUCGCUUUAGCAGAAAGAGAGGAAAUGAUUGAAGGCAGUACAGGAUGGAGACAGCUUAUUACCUAGAGCUGCUGGCACUGAGAUUGGGGAUGAAGGGGGAAGAAAGCGUUCUAUGUGCCCCAGGUUUCAUUAAUCUAGGAACAAGCCAACUAAAUCUUUUUAGACAAAUAAUCACAAAAUAUUUGUGUAUUAAUCUUCUCUAAUGUGCUUUUCACUAACACCUUGUUCUCUGGUGUGCAGGUAUUCUCCUCAGCAACUGGCAGGACAGAGGAUUGGAGUCUUCUCUUACGGCUCUGGGUUUGCUGCUACCCUCUACUCCAUCAAAGUUAGCCAAGAUGCAACCCCUGGUGAGUAAAAUCACCAAGGUUUCCUAUACACAACCACUUCUAAAGUUAGUGUGUCACUGACAGUUAUUGGGUGCCAGUGGUUAGGGAUUUGCUGCCCAGGUGUUCCUGGGCUACAACAGAUCUGGCCUCAUCUCUGGCCUCUUAUGAGGUUUUGAGAACUUAGGAAAGGGUGUGCUAUGUCUUGAUAUAACAAUUAAUGAACUUUUACUACAGCUAGCUAUAUUACAGGAGGGUUAUGUUGGAAAAAUAGCUCCCACUCUUUCAUGGUAUAAGAAGAAAUCAAGAUGCUGCUGUUUCUAACUUGUAUUCUUCAUUGUCAAAUCAUAGAAUUGGAAGGGAAUUGUCGAGUUGGAAGGGACUAAUAAUUCUUUUUAGAAAAUGUAAGUUACUGCUUUCUACUGCAGGCUCUUCUCUGGAUAAAAUAACAGCAAGCCUCUCUGAUCUGAAGGCAAGGCUCGAUUCAAGGAAAUGCAUCUCGCCAGAGGUGUUUGCAGAAAACAUGAUGCUUAGACAAGAUACUCAUCACUUAGGUAAGCGAUGGUGGGAUUAAGUUCGGCAAAUGUCUGCCAUAAAUUCAGUGAUAGCCUCUAUUAGGCAACCGUUGAUGAUAAAGCAGACCCCGAAAGCUUAUUUCCCUUUUUAAAAUAAUGAAGUUGGCUUCCAAGCCUUCUGGUUGUUGUAAGAGAUGUUAACCAACUUGAUGGUUACAGCUUUGACUUGAAAUAUUUGGGUAACUCUGUCCAUAUUGAACUGGCAAAAGGCUUUUAUUUUCAUGCCAAACAUGGGCUUAUAAAUUAACCAUGAAUUAAAACCGCAAUCAAGAGGACAGCAGGACCUGGUUCUCAACUUCUCAAGUCUUCAGAUUAACAACUUCAUGGUGGAUCUGAAAAUCUAAUUGUGCUGUAAGCACUGAAGUGGUUGACAAAAGUGUCUUGUGUGCCCCAUUUCCACAGCUCCACCAGAGUGUGAUAAUGGAGGGGUGGAGGCAUUUCAUAUUCUUCUUUGGGAGCGUUGCAAGCCUCCUGUGCAUCUUCUUAUAGAGAAGACAGUGAAGGCGCUUGCCUUCCCAAUACCCUUGAAGCAUCUGAAGAUGAAGCACAACUUGCUUCAGUUCUCUGCAUUUCCAUGUGACGUAGCACUAAUCCCUUCAUGGUGUGUGUGUCUCGCACAAGAUAAAAGAAACCAGAACUUUUCCAGCAUGACUCUGUAUGUAGUGAGGUCAAAGAUUAAGCUAACACCAGGAGUAAAGUGUCUAUUUAGAGCUUCUGCGUUCUGUCUUUUUAUAGCCAACUAUAUUCCACAAUGUUCAGUGGAUGAUCUGUAUGAGGGAACAUGGUACUUGGUGCGAGUGGAUGAAAAACACAGAAGAACCUAUGCUCGUCGCCCCGUGCUGGGUGAUGGGCCCUUGGAAGCAGGAGUGGAAGUUGUUCAUAUGGGCCUUGCUCAUGAGGUAAGUGUAAAGAGUCUCUUUAAUUAAUCCUUUUAACAUCCAGGGGCUAGUGCACUCCUAAUGGCGUUGAUCCCUUAUUUGUGGGUUAAAGACAUCAGGAGCAGGCCGCAGAAUUGAACACUACCCCCACCCCAAUCUACCUUUAAUGUGAUUCAUAGAUAUCUUGGCACUGAUAUGAACAGUUGUUUAGGCUUACCAGUUUCCUUGCUUGAGUGGAAUGAUAAUAGUACCCCAGCCACUGUGGGCAGCUUCCAACAGAUAUAAAAGUAUAAUAAAACAUCAAGCAUUAAAAACCUGCCCAUGCAGGGCUGCCUUCAGAUGUCUUCUAAAAGUUGUAUAGUUAGAGAUCACAUUGACAUCUGAUGGGAAGGCGUUCCACAGGGCGGACGCCACUACCUGGAAGGCCCUCUGCCUGUUUCCCUGCCUGCCCUCUUCAGUUUCUGGUUAAGCAGGGAAACCAAUAACCCUUAACUAUUGUUUAAAGUUGGUGCUGGCAUACCUAUGGACUGAAGCUAAGGUGCACAUGGGCCUGGGAAGGAGGGGAACAUGCCUUCCAGGAGGGAAUGUUCAAAGAUGUGGUCUGCUUCCAAUCUCUUUAAGAAUGAUUCCCUGCUCCAUUAUGGGUGGAACAGUCACAGCAAAGGGUGGCUCUUUGCUAACCUUUCCUUUUUUUAUUUCUCUUUGUUACCAAAACUAAAUUACAGACAAUUAAGCACAUGUAGCGGAUGUGUAACUGCUCUUCCAGUAAGUUACAAUCUUCAGUAAUCUAUAAACCCUGUCAGAUCACACAUCCCCUCUCUUUCCCUGCUCUUACGUUAUAUGGUUCUUCUCCCACUUACCUCCGCAGUUUGUCAAUCUCUUUCUCUCUCUCCCUCCACCCCUUGUGCACUCUGCCCAACUUCCAUUGUCAGGCAUACAAAAUAUUUUGCUGUCAUUGAUAAAAUAACAGGUAUUUCCCUUACACUAACAUAUUUUAUCAGCUCCAGCAAGAUAUUUUUUAAAUCCUUUAAGCCUGUAAUAUGAAAUUUCACAAGUAACCUCAGCAGUCUUGUCCCAAUAUCUAGAAACUUUAGGGAAACCACACCAAAAAUGCAAAAAGAAAAAUACUUGGCACUACGCAAGACACUAGUAUUUACCUUGUGAAUUCUGUCUUAGUUUUUGUGGCCUCAUAUCCCAUCUCUCUUCGUAGAUUGGGUUUUCAUUACAUUUAGACAUGGAUAAUGGCAGAAUUUCCCCCUGUUCUAAAACACGCCCAACUGUUUCAUGAUACUGCUGUUGAAAGUUACCAAAAUCAUUGCAAUUGAUUGAUACGCUAUAAAUCUGGGAUAUGAUAUUCUUUGGAUUUUCUUCUGUCAGUGAUUCCUCCAUUUCAGAUACUUGUCCAUUUUGUUGUAAUCAACCCCAUUACAGAAUACCAAAUUCCAUAAUAUUGACGCAAAUCUUCAACCCAGUGUUCUCCAACUCAUGCCUUCCAGGUGUAUGGAACUACAAUUUCCAACAGCCCCGGCAGGUUGGAGGAGGCUGCUGUGUAACCUGACAUUCUUUGAACAACUUCUAAGACGGGAACGCUGCUGUUCUCAAAUUGGAUCUAGAAAUCUAAAUAUAACCUAUGUUGUGUCCAACUCUGAAAACUUCUUAUUGUGCAGGAUAGAUUCCAAUGGACAUUUGUCUGGACAAAGUAUUUGGAACUAAGUUACUGUUGCCUAAUACUGGGGCUUUCUCAAUGAGUCUUGAAACAAAAUUAAAGUAAGAUAAUUGGCAGCUGUGCUUUUUAAUAAUGUGUUCUAAUCUGUGGCUUUCCCCCCCCCUCUCCACCCCUUCCAGCAUAUCCCGAGCCCUGCCAAGAAAGUACCAAGAAUUCCUGCAAAAACAGACUCAGAAGCCGUUGCUGUUUCCCUUUCCAAUGGGGAGCAUUAAGAGACCUCUGUGAGGUGGGAGUUGGAAAAGUUGGGGAGGGCUGGGGAUGUACACGGGAGUAACUGUUAAUACCCAUGUUUUGCUGUACAGUACUGCUUAGUUGGGAGCAUGAAAAACUGUUAAUCUUGAGGCUCUGUCUUUUGAUGCAGUUUGUUGAUACGUAGUUAAAUAACACUAAAAAAAGUUUGCCAGCUUCUUGGAACAGAAAUGACCAAGGGCUCUUUCUAAAAACAACUGUUUUAAAACAACAGCAAAUGGUUCAAGAAUAGGUACUUAAAUUUACAGAGGGGUAGCCAUGUUAGUUCGUUGCAGCAAAAAAGACAGCAGAGCCUUUUGGCAUCUUAAGUUUAGGUCUACAGUUGCUUAUGCUGUAAAAAUAUAUCACUUGAUCUUUAAGGUGCCACAAGAAUCUUUGUGUUUAGUUUAAGCUUGGGAAGACUUCAGUUGUGCUUGCCCUACUCUAUUUUAAUGAAUUAAUAUCCAGAGUGGAGGUGAGACUUUUUAAAGCCAUUAUGGAGAAAAAUUAAUGUGACCUAAAGCUAUUUGUGAGUCAUUUUAUCUUAAAUGUUAGGGUCCUAUGUGCCUUAACAGUAUAAGCACCCGGUCUUUUAAAUACAAGCCUUGUUCCAUCCCCUCAAAACAUGCUAUGCAUUUGAAAGGGGAUAAUUGGCUUGUUUUUCAAGGUGCUAUUAAUUGGUUCAAACCCAUCUUGAAAGUUGGAGGUCUGUGACAUGGUUUCCAGUUGUAUGCUUAUAAUAUUAAAAGCUCCUCUCACCUCCCAGAAAUCAUUUUGCAAAGCUAAGAAGUGCAUGCAUUUGGGGAGAGAACACUCUCUUGCCCCAAAGUGCUAUUGGUGGCUACUUAGAAAUAGUUGGAAAGUUAAUUCCUUUUGAACCUCUUGUAUGUAAUCUUUUAUAAAGGUUGCUUAAGAGCAGGCUUUGCCAUACUCUGCUUCUACAAAAAUGCAAAAGCUCAGCCCAAGAGCCAGGAUUUGAUCCUGAACUUUUUGCUCCUCACGAUUGUUUUAGCUGUGUGGUGUGGGGUUCUGCAAGCUGUAGCUCUGAGGUCGUGUAUAAAUAGCUUCAUAUCUCAAACAUAUUUAAAACUCCACUUCACUUCUGCAAGGAGUACUCAAAAGGCUGCAAUCCUCAAAGCACUUACCUUAGAGUAGGCAUGAACAACUUGUGACCCAUUGAGUUGAACACUGCUCCCCAGCUAUGUGUGAUGGCUUGCCGGGUGCUUGCUAAAAUUGACCUGUGUUGGCUACCUGCCAGAGACUUGGAAAAAAAUGGUAUGUGUUGAGAACCUGGCUGGGCAUAUUCAGGGCUUGUGAGGGGUGCCUUUGGCCUGCAAGUUGUUCUGCUCUACAACAGUCCUGUUUAUUAUCACACACUUGCUGAAGUGUAAGUGCUUUGGCCAUUGCAAGUAUAUUGGGUGGGCCUGGAUGAACUGGAAGCAAAGGGAAAGACAGCUCCUGGCUUGUAAAAUACAUUGUGUUUACACUAAACUUACACAAUUUGUCCUGUUUUUAUUUUGCUGUGAAAUACUUCUUAACUAAUGCAUACUGUGCUAAGUUACAAGAUGCGGUGUUUGGGGGCUCUGUAGUUUGUUUGUUUUUUGAAGCAAAUUACUUAGGUUUGAUACAGCUUGUUGGGGAAAAACGGUUUGAUUUACACCACUUUUUUGUCCAUUUGUGCCAAGUGCUGUGGCUAUAUAAAACAAAGGAGAGGAUCCCAAGCUUGGUUUUGUUCACAGGCUGGCGAUGUAUCAAGUCCAUUGCAGGCAAUGGACAGGCUUAAAACAGCAGCACCAAGUCUAACGUUUAUAAACCUCAAAAGUAAUGAAGCAGAUGCCUUGCAAAAUAAACACUGAGCUAUCUGAACUGCCCAUGUUGGUGUAGUUAUGCUUUGUAUCCAAACCAAGGAGGAUGAACUGUGGCUGCCCAGAGGGCAGAUCUGAUUAAGCAGAUGCGUUGUCAGUGGCCUCCACAUCCAAGACUUACCCUGCUGGAAUUAGAAGGGACAGGGUGAAUAUUUCCUGCACUGCAGGGGGGUUGGACUUAAUUACCCUUGCAGUCCCGCCCAACUCUAUAAUUGUACGAUUUCUCUUUAGGACUCAUCGUUGAACCUUAAAAAAGCAAAAUCACAGAUCACAAUGUUACAGACAUGGGAGGAGGAGAAAAACAGUGGGUAAAAUAUUAUUUAUGGGUCCUAUUCAGUAGGUGCCUGCAGAUGUGUAUUUUCAGGACUUGCCCUCUUCCUGUGACAGAAAAUUCCUUUAACUGUUUUUAAUGCUGAAAUUUAAAUAGUUGUAACUUAUCCUGGGACCUACUAGUGAAGGGCAGGGUAAUAAAUUUAAUAAUAGUGUUAACUAUUAUUACUUAUAAUGCAAACAUAACCAGGAAGACCUUCUAAAGGAUUCCCACACUACUCAAUGCAUGUGAGGCAAGAUUUCACCUAUAUUAACAGACCUUAACAUGCUGUCUAAACUCACCCAAGUGAAAUGCACCGUGUUAGUUCCAGACAGCAGCCUGAGCCAAAAUUCUAAGCAUGUUUACUCUGAAGUCCUACUGGGACUUGCUGCAUGAUAACAAUACUUAAAAUUGUUCAUCUACUUGGGAGUGGGAAUAAACCCCCACUAAACACAGUGUGACUUUAAACAUAUAAUGGAAUUGCACUGCACAUUUAUCAUUUAUCCUGAUUUUACAGGCCAAUUCCUUGCAGCAGAACUUAAAAACUCAACAGCCCUCAAAUAAUACAUUUUACUAGUCUACUCUUGAAUGUGCAUCUUAGAUGAGGAAUUUUAAGGCAUCUUUUUUAUUAAUUCAAAAUUACAAAAAUGCUAAGAACAGACAAAGAGGUCUCGGCAAAGUUUGCCAAACACCAAGACAGCUGCAUUUUUUAUAAAAUCAAACAGAGCUUAGAUGAGUGUUUGAGGCCGCGAUAGGUAGACUGCUCUUUCUUUGACUCUUGCUCCCUGAAUUCUGGUUGGCUGAUUAUAUGAACCGUUUCCACGGCCCUUUUCUUUUGCACCCUGUGCAAAAUAAUUCGGUAGAUCCCAGUUACUGAGCUGUGGGAAGCUCUCCCGCGGUUAUUCUGAAUGUGCUCCUCCGUGAUCCCCAAAUUGUUCAAUAUUUUUUUCACUUCGGCGUCUUCCUCUCCGAGUGUUCCACUCCCCGACAAGUACUUUGGAUCCAGUUUGAAAGGUUCCAGGGGCUUUGGAUACUCCACUCCUUUCAUCCAUUCGCUGUUCAUAAUGUACUCAAUGGAAUAGCGUUCCGACGGUACUGGCUGCAGGAUUCCCCGAAUCAGCUUCUGGCAAGGUUCCGAGAGGAACGGCGGCAGGACAUACAUGCCCUCGAGAAUAGUCUUCUUCAGUUUGCCCACUGUGUCUGCUCGAAAGGGCAUCAUCCCAGUCGUCAUAAAAUACAGAAGAAUUCCGAGUGCCCAGAUAUCCACAUAUGCCCCAACGUAGCUUUCGUCCCUGAAGAGCUCUGGGGCAGCGUAAGGAGGGGAGCCGCAAAAAGUGUUCAGUGUUUCCUCUUUUUUACUUAUCGUGCUGAAUCCAAAAUCCCCCACUUUCACACAGGUGUUACUGGUGUAAAAUACGUUUUCAGCUUUCAGGUCCCGGUGAAUUAUGUUGCUCUCAUGCUGCAGAACAAAGAAUAAAAAAUAAUGUUUAGCUUUCAUAAAUGUUUUCCACUGUGCUGCAAAUGCAAACGUGGAAGUCUUUUAAAAUAAGAACGGUUAGUCUUUUAAAAGGAAAGUAUAUUUUAGCUAGCCUAUUGUACAAAACCACCAGCAGGGCUGUAGCCGCAGAAGAGGAGAAGGAAGGUAUGGACCACUGAAAGCUAUUCCAAGCCUCUACCUGAAUGUUUAGUUUUCAUUUAACCCUUCUUCCCCUGCCUCCCACAUCCCAAUAAUUUUAUAGCCAUUUUGUUUGUGGAGACAUGCAGAAAAGGACAAAGGCAGCAUUCUGCCCAGUUGCCCUCUAAAUGUUAAUACAAUUAAGCAGUUAAGAGCUCUUUAUCAAGCUACCUGUAUGUUCUUCCUAUUCUGUAAUGAAUCCCCACCCACAUAGGAUCCUCAUCACAACAUUUCUGGCCAAACGCCUGAAAAAUCAGAGCUGUUAAAUAGCCCUUGAACACAUUACAGCAGAGCUUGCACAGAAACACAAACUGCUUGCACUCCCAUGGUGGCCACGUGUUUCCAACAAAAGAUAUUCCACGCAAAACGUACCUCAAGCUGCAGAAAAGCACCCAAAGCAAAUGUUUGUUCAUACGCAGGCUCACUAAGCUGGAGCCACUUGCCAUGUUGACAUAAUAUUCUUUUAUUGCUCCUAACAGACUGGUGGAUAUCUCAAACUAAUCCUGCUUCUCUUUAAAGCGGGACACACACAGGGAAAUGCAGAGCUGUUGAAGGGACCAAAAUAAUGAACUUACCAUGUGCUUAAGAGCAGACACAAUCUGGGAGAAGAUGUGCUUACUCUCCACUUCCAAUAAUUUCCCCUCUGUCGUGAUUUUCGCAAAUAGCUCCCCUCCACUGGCAUAUUCCAUCACCAGGUGCAGCUUCGAGAGGGUCUCCAUGACCUCAUAAAGCCUGAUGAUGUUUGGGUGGUGCAGCUUCUCCAUGCUGGAAAUCUCGCGGGAGAGUAAUCUCUGCGUCUUCUGGUCUAAUUUCGUCUUGUCCAAAAUCUUAAUGGCUACCUUUUCUGGAAUGACAGUGGUUUGAUUUCAUAGGGUUAGUAAGGACAGCUGAUACCAUGCUUAAGAAAGGAAGAAAAGUCAUAUGAACAGCCUUGAUCCAGCAAGCUCAAGACUAUCUGUUGCAACUUGCAGGAGAUCGUUGGAGCCUCAGGCAAAUGGCCUUCCCAUCAAGCUACCUAAGAUCCUUUUAACUGGAAAUAGCACAAGCUGAAUCUGGGACUUGAGGUGGAAGGUUCUGCUCUGCCACUGAGCUAUCUCCCCUCCCUCUGCUUUCCUCUGCUACAUCUUGUAUAAUUACAUCUUAAAACAAAAUUCCCAUAACAGUUGGCAUGGAUGUAAUGCACUCACCUAUUAAAAGAGGGGGAACAUAGGCAGGUGUUUUGUUAUUGCACAGCACCCUGGGUUCUGUUUGGAUGAAGGGUGCUUUAGAAAUGUUGAUAAUAAAUAGAAGUAUACUGGGUCAGCUCAGUUGUCCAUCUAGCCCCGUAAAUUAACUGGCAGCACAUCUUCAGUGCCCAAGGGGAUGUUCACAUUACCACAUUACAAUGCAGUGAAGUGAAGUGGUUUCUGCUGGCAGAUAAUUAGGUUUCUUCCAUGCUCAGUUCAGGGGCUUGUCCCCACUUCCACUUGCCCUUUUUCCCUUGCCCCACUCCUUGUCCCCCAAGAAAACCUGCUCUUUAACUCUAAAUCUGAGCAAAUGUUAAUCUGGAGAAAACCUGAAUUGCCAUUUGCUACGAUUGAGCGCUAAAGAGCAGUUCCCCCCAGGGGUUGUGAGGACUCCUGUGAGAAAUUUACACAUACUAACCAGGCUUUGAAACUGAAACUGAAACUGGCAAGGACCAUGCAGAGCAGCCAUCAAAUCCUCUAGCAGGCCUUGGCCUCCACAUAUGCACAACUGUAAGCGACCCUAAGCAGCCUCUCUGCGUCACAGGCCAAAAGGGAUCUGGAUUCCACUAUUUGUUUUAUUUUUUGCUGUGAUGAGGCAGCUGCAUUUAAACAUGACUUAAUACAAUAAUAAAAGAACUUGAACGGAA